UUUGUUUAUUACCGGCUUUUCAUUUAUUCUAAAAAAAUUUUUUGACAAAAAAAAAUCAUUCAGCAAUCAUUAAAAAUGGCAAUCACGAUUGCCAAUCAGCCAACACAAUUAAUACCAAUGGCUCAAGUGAAUAAUGGACAGAUGCCAACACAAAUGGUUUCCAUCGGUAAUCUACUUGAAUUGGCAAUCAAAAAAACAUUUCGUGAUUUAUCAUUAUUGGCCGAAUUGUUACCGAGAAAAACUGAUAUGGAACGUAAAAUUGAAAUCAUGAUUUUUGCCAAUCGAAAUCGUCAGCUAUUUGUUCGAUUAUUGUCAUUGGUAAAAUGGGCCGGUAGUGCAUCCAAAGUGGAAAAAUGUUCACAAAUCGUAUCGUUUCUGGACAAACAAUCCAUGUUAUUUACCGAAACGGCCGACAUAUUAGCACGAUUAUCACGUGAAACAUUGGUCACAGCUCGUUUACCUGCUUUUCAAUUAUUGGCCGCUGUUGAAGUGAUGACAUUGGGAACUUAUUCUCGUUUACCAAACAUUAUACGCGAUCGUUUAGUUCCACCUGAUCCGAUUUCAAAUGCCGAAAAACGUGCUGCACUUUUUCAGCUUAAUCAUAUCAUUCAACAAAGAUUGGUAUCAUCCGAGUUACCUUUACAAAUGCGUAAUAUUAAAAUCGAAUUCGGACGUGUAACAUUUACUGUGACCAAUGAAUUUAGUUUAACAUUAACAUUGUUAAGUGAUAAUGCCAAUAUGCCAUGGAAAGUAUUAAAUAUUGAAAUAUUAAUCGAAGAUAAAGAAAUCAAUGAUAUUAAAGAUCUUGUACAACCGGAUCAGCUCAACUUUAUUCGUGGUAUCGUGCAGACUCGACUAAAUGAAAAUAUCAAACCAUUAGUUGAAGCUUAUAAUAUAUUGCAUACAUUUUGUCUUGGUCUUCAACUACAAGUUUUAGCUUUUCAAUCAGAUUCCGUUUAUAAACGAUUGAAAGAAUUCAUUUAUAUUGAUGAAUAUGUUUCCGGUAAACAUCUAGUUUUAUCAUAUUGGAAAGAUCAAGAUAAAUCAUCAUCUUCAUCAUCAUCAUCAUCAUAUAAAUUAAUUGUUAAAAUCGAUCCAACUGAACCAUCAAAACCAUUACAAAUACAACAUAUUCCUGAAUUUAUUGAUUCAAAAGCAUUUCUCAAAUCAAUUCAGGCUAAUAUACUUUCGAUUGAAAAAAUUUUACUAUUCACAACACAUGAAAGAUCUAAGCUUAAAUUGUUUGAUUUGAAAAAAUUGAUUGAAGAAAAGAAUUCAUCAUUAAUUUGUGAACUGAAUGAACUUCCGGCUGUACUACAUAUUUCGUUCAUUCAACCAUGUAUGCCUUCUGAACAAUUGCUUGUAUCGGUCGAUAUGCUGACCGGACAAUUUUUAGUUCAUAUACCACAAUAUGAAGAUUGUCCGCUUAUUGCCGAUGUUGAAUCAUAUCUGAACAAAAGUAUUGAUCGGUUGUUUCCAAUGGUCGAUAAAUUGAAAAUGUGGAUCACUCGUGAACGUUGUAAAAAAACGGUUGAAGCUUUGCCUGUUCGUAUUAUGGAUUCAUUACCGUUUCCGGCCAAUUAUUCGCAUGAUAUUCUUAAUAUUCAAGGAAAUAAAAUUUAUUUCAUUUUCACUCGACAUCAAGAUAAAUGUUUAAUGGUCAUUUUUGAUAAUGAUAAAAGUUCUAGCUUUAAUCUAUGGAUGGACUAUUAUCUACUUCAUUUGAAUAAUAUUUCCAUCACAGAUAAUCAACCUAAAACACAUUCACAAUCAAAUACAAUGGAUCAAUUUGAUCAACAAGAAUGUCCUAAACAAUUUAUGGAAAUUUUAAAGGUCUUGCCAUUAGAUUCAUCAAGUAUACUUCAAAAUUAUUACUACGGUAACAAUGAUGUCGAUUUGCCCAUUAUGGUUAAUGGUGCUGGAAUGAAACGAAAAUCAAGCAUGAUUGAUUUGCCAUUGGUAAAACGAAAAAAACUACCCGGCUAUUACAUUACCGAAUUGGCUCAUAUCGUAAGCUUUUGUGAAGAGAAACUUUCCUACACUUGUUUAUCACAAGAACUGUAUAAACGAAAUAUUCAUCAUCAAGUUGUACCGGAUUCAAAUGGCUGCACUCAUUAUAUUGAUAUUAUCAAAUUUCCAUCAUGUUCAUGGUGUCCACAUGAAUUAACCGAAAAGAUUUUAUCGAAUACAUUAAGCUGUACGAUUCGUUUACAUGGCAAAAGUUCAAGAGUUUGGAACGUAUUAAUAUCAUUUGCUUCGCCACCGAUACAGAAUCUACCGGUCAAAGAACAUUGUUUACGAAAAAUUGUCAAUAAUUCUUAUGAUUAUACAACACUUUCGCAAUCGGUUAUUGUCAGAAUGGUUGAUGAAUUACUCAACGAUUGGACGGCCAUUGCACGAUUAUAUGAUGUGGUGGAAAAAUUUUCACAAGAAAUCAAACACAAUUCAUUGAUAACAAAUUUAUCGUCAAUCGAAAUUAAAUCUUUUAGCUAUAAAAAGAUUUCCAUUGGUUAUGGACCAAACAAAUCUUUUUUUGUUUCAAUUUAUUAUAAAUUCUCUGAGAAACGUUUCCAAUUAUCAUUUGGUGUAUUACAGCAAGCUUAUUCGAAUACGAAUCCUCAUAUAAUAAUAUCGACACAAUUACAACAUGAAUUCAAUCAACAUCUGUCUAUUGUACAAUUGAUACAUGUACUUAACUAUACAUUGAAUCCAUUGUUGACCAUACAGAAUCUUAAAUCGAUUCCUCUCUUGGGAACAGUCAAUUCGAGACCUCAUUGGCCUGUAUUAUCGUUUUGUGUGUUGCCCGAAGCUUCUACUCAUAUUAAAUUAAUCUAUCGUAAUACAUAUUGUUUGGAUAUAGUCAUGUAUGCGGACAAUUUAGUCUCAAUUCGUGAUGGUGCUUUAAGCAAUUUUGAUAAUUCAAAAGUGAUCAGUGAUUUCAAACCAAUUCAAGGUCUAAAAGCUUUUCUUAGUAAAUUUAUUGAUAAAACUAUUCAAACAAGACGGUUAUCGCAAACGGAAGAUGAUAAUCCACCAUCACCCAUUUCUCAAAUGGAAUUUACUCCUAAUGAUAAUUAUAUGUUUCCGGGAUCUCAAAUUAAGCCUAAUUCAAAUAUACAACCAGCAAUUAAUGAACCAAACCUAGCAAAUCGUAGUUCGGCUGUUCCAUUGCAUUCCAGUCCUCAUACACCAGCAUCGCCAUUGGCCUCAGUACUAAGUGUUCAUUCAAAUUAUGCACCUUCACCGGGAAACUUUUCACUAUCAUCACCACCAUCACAUCCUGGAUUACAGCAGCAACAAGCCAAUCCAAUGGCACCAUCACCUCAAAUGCCACAAAUGGAACAAUCACCAGCCAGUGUGUUCAAUAUCAAUUCACCAAUGAAUUCCAAUCUGGCUACUCCUUCGCCGUCGUUCUUACCUACACCAUCGCCAGGACCUACUACCAGUUUCCAUACUCAAUCUCCAGCUCCUCAAUUCAUGUCACAAAAUACUCCCGGAAGUCAUGAAAGUGGAAUAGGAUCUCCAUUUAAUCAACCAAAUAUACCGGCUUCAUUAAGCGCUGCACAGCAAUCGAUCGCAUCACCAGUACCGAAUCUUUGGCCUGCAAGUCCUUCGGUUUCUUCACGACCAUCACCUCGUCCAGCAGCUGCCUCAACUCAAAGUCCUGGUGGAGCCAGUUUAAUCAACAAUCAACAACAACAACAGCAAUAUCAACCUCAACAGAUACAAUCGCGUUCUUUGCCACAGAAACCAUGGGCAGCAGCUUUACCAACAAUGUUAACACAUCAAGGUUUCGAAAUGAUGUGCAGACCGGGCAAUGAUAGUGGUCCUGCUGCAUCAAACAUUUAUUACUCGUAUUCCCAAUUAGAACGAUUUCUUGGUUCAACAUUUAUGCGAAGACAUUUUAGUAAACCAAUUGAAGAGAAUUUAACCGUCAUACCGACCAUGGAACCCGGAACGAUUAUGUUCAAGAAUGAUACAUUACAAUUUAAAAUCUGGAUGGAUUUCAAUACACUAUUGAUUCAUAUGUUUGUAAAAUCAAUUUCCGAAAUGAAUCAAUGGACCCGUGAAGAAUUGGAUAUUAUUCAACAAUAUUUUGAAACCAAGAUUGCAUGUGCACCAUUCAAACCGAAUUCAUUCAAUGCAUUCGCUCGAUUUUUUAAUGUACCCAUGAGAGUUUUGAAAGAUCUAAUUAGAAUAAUGCGUCUGGAACUUCAUCCGGAUCCAUCAUUAAAAUGGACAGCGAAAAUUAGCUUGACAGUUCCACCGUUUGGUUUCAUUCAUUCAGCCAGUAUUGGAAUUUCGGCAUUUUCGAUUUUAAAAACAAAAAUUAUCAUUUUUAUUCAAUUAACACACAAAACCCCGGUACAAGGACAAAUGAUGGCUGCACAGCCAUUUAUUCUUUUAUUACCAUUGAUCUAUGAAACUUCAAUGAAUACACUUACGUUGAUGAAUAAUCUAUAUGAAAGAUCACAGAAUCAAAGUUUAAUACAAUUUGUACAGAAAAUUUUAAAAAGAUGUAAUGAUUAUGCUCAAAAUAACGUUGAUUGUAUCCUAUAUUCAGCCAUAAGAGAAAUAAUGAAUACAUUACAAUAUCCAUUACAAUGAUGAUAUGUCCACAACGAUAUUUUUGUUUUACAUGCAUAAAAAAAAAACACACACGUGUUGAAUCUUAAAUUUUAUAUGUUCAAAAUGAAAUGAAAUAUAUUAUAGAAACUAU
Dermatophagoides farinae (American house dust mite) is the source of this 4720-nucleotide messenger RNA. RefSeq names its product mediator complex subunit 14 (gene MED14). The record is from RefSeq and is a predicted model, not a curated record. Gene Ontology annotation, biological process: regulation of transcription by RNA polymerase II. Lineage: Eukaryota; Metazoa; Arthropoda; Arachnida; Sarcoptiformes; Pyroglyphidae. Gene Ontology annotation, cellular component: mediator complex; core mediator complex. Gene Ontology annotation, molecular function: transcription coregulator activity.